This is a messenger RNA of Cynoglossus semilaevis (tongue sole), 1834 nucleotides long. RefSeq names its product PRP31 pre-mRNA processing factor 31 homolog (yeast) (gene prpf31). The transcript has 14 exons. Gene Ontology annotation, biological process: spliceosomal tri-snRNP complex assembly; mRNA splicing, via spliceosome. Bases 173 to 1681 code for a protein of 502 amino acids. The record is from RefSeq and is a predicted model, not a curated record. NCBI's taxonomy places the organism in Eukaryota, Metazoa, Chordata, Actinopteri, Pleuronectiformes, Cynoglossidae. Gene Ontology annotation, cellular component: U4 snRNP; U4/U6 x U5 tri-snRNP complex; precatalytic spliceosome.
UGAUUAUUUUAGCGGAAACGAGAAGACCCGUUUCAAUGUUGAUUUGCUCGAGUAAUUCUGUCGUGGGUAUUACGUGAGAAAAAAGUAUUUAGAUUCUGACAAUAUCUUAAAUAUUAUUAUUAUUCAUUUAGUUUCGCCUUUUUCAUUCAAAAAGGAAUCUUUGUAAUCAGAGAUGUCUCUGGCAGAUGAGCUUCUGGCUGACCUUGAGGAGGCUGGAGAUGAGGGUGAGGAUGGGCUGUAUCCAGAGGGAGAAGACAGUGAUGGAGAAACGACGGAGGGACGUACAGAGGGACUGGAAGAUAUCCCUGAAGAGAUGGAGGUGGACUACAGUAAAGCUGAGAGCGUUACAUCCAUUGCCAAACUCAGAAAUAGCAAACAAUUUUCAGAGAUCAUGGAAAAAAUUUCAAAAUAUAGUGGAAAACUGCGCAAAAAUUCAGAAGUGGCAGGUCCAGUUGAAGCUGACCCUGAAUACAGACUGAUUGUAGCAGCCAACAACCUAACAGUAGAAAUUGACAAUGAGCUCAACAUAAUUCACAAGUUUACAAGAGAUAAAUAUUCAAAAAGGUUUCCAGAGCUGGAGUCACUGGUUCCAGAUUCUUUAGAUUACAUCCGCACGGUCAAGGAACUGGGGAACAACCUAGAGAAAUGCAAGAACAAUGAAACUCUGCAGCAAAUCCUUACAAAUGCAACUAUUAUGGUUGUCAGUGUUACUGCCUCCACCACACAAGGGUCACAGCUUAGUGAGGAUGAACUGAAGCAGCUGGAGGAGGCAUGUGAUAUGGCUCUGGAGCUUAACCAAUCAAAACACAGAAUAUAUGAAUAUGUAGAGUCCAGAAUGUCCUUCAUUGCUCCUAAUCUGUCUGUCAUUGUUGGAGCAUCAACAGCUGCAAAGAUCAUGGGUGUUGCUGGCGGCCUCACUAAUCUGUCAAAGAUGCCGGCCUGUAACCUGAUGUUGCUGGGAGCCCAGAGGAGAACCCUGUCUGGCUUCAGCAGCACAUCGCUGCUUCCUCACACAGGAUUUAUUUACCACUGUGAUGUGGUACAAUCACUACCACCCGACCUGAGGAGGAAGGCAGCCCGUCUGGUGGCAGCCAAGUGCACACUGGCUGCACGAGUGGACAGUUUCCAUGGAAGUUCAGAUGGCAAGGUUGGUUAUGAUUUGAAAGAAGAAAUUGAAAGGAAAUUUGAUAAAUGGCAAGAACCGCCCCCUGUGAAGCAAGUCAAGCCUCUGCCAGCUCCACUGGAUGGCCAGAGGAAGAAGAGAGGAGGAAGGAGGUAUAGAAAAAUGAAGGAGCGUCUUGGACUCACAGAAAUCAGAAAACAUGCCAACAGAAUGACCUUUGCAGAGAUCGAAGAUGAUGCGUAUCAAGAGGACCUGGGCUUCAGUCUGGGUCAGAGUGGCAGUGGUCGAGUCAGGCAGGCUCAGGUCAAUGAGGCCACAAAAGCAAGGAUCUCCAAAUCUCUUCAGAGGACGUUGCAAAAGCAGAGCAUGACGUAUGGAGGAAAGUCAACAGUCAGAGAUCGAUCUUCUGGAACCAGCUCCAGUGUGGCGUUCACACCGUUGCAGGGUUUGGAGAUUGUCAACCCCCAAGCUGCAGAGAAGAAGGUGGCUGAAGCUAACCAGAAAUAUUUCUCCAAUAUGGCAGAGUUUCUCAAAGUAAAAAAGGAUGAUAAGGUUUAAAACCUUUUGGGACUCGCAGACUCAUCCUUUACCAUAAAGACUUGAUUUCAAGUUGAUAUUUGAUUUCAUCUCCACACAUAGAGAUGUGUUGUCUUUUUACAUUUUAUCACCUUCCUUUUUUUCCUAAUUUCAAUAAAAUGUAAAAACAUCAAA